AUGGAGAACGCCGUGCUGAACCUCCAGAGUUUAUACGAGAAGAUGCGGUCGCAAGUUGAACUUCUCAACGAGGGUGUGGAACCAAGUUUCAUUCGCAUGGCUCAAAACUUUGAAGACUGCCGGCGCAAGUGGCUGAUGGCGGAAGGAAAUCUGGAAUCCUGCAAGGAGAUUCUCACCAAAACUGAGACAGAGAGAAGUUCCUUGGAGGUCAAACUGAAGCAUGCCCGCAAUCAAGUGGAUAUAGAGAUUCGGCGCAGGCAGAAAGCAGAAGCUGACUGUGAAAAUCUGGACCGUCAGAUCCAGUUAAUAAGGGAUCUUCUAAUUAGCGAGGGCUCUUCAAACAGCAUCCAGCUUAGUGCAGAGCAGCGCUCUGCUCUGGCCUUCCUCAACACAAACAGCCAGGGAGCGGCCACUCUGAAUACAAGCCGAAGACUGACCACCAUAGACGAGUCUGGUUCCAUCUUGUCAGAUAUCAGCUAUGACAAAACCGAUGACUCCCUUGAUUGGGACUCGACCACUGUGAGGCCAGUCCGACUCAGGAGGCGACAAAAGCGGCGCUCAUCUAGACAUCAUGUGGACGGCCCUUCUAAAAGAACUCGACCAACAGGCAUGAUACAGGAGCGGACCAAUGAGAGCCUCGUGACCACCACCACCGUGACUGUUCCAGCCGAUGGCGGACCCGUUGAGGCAGUUUCUACCAUUGAGACGAUUCCAUAUUGGACCCGUAGCAAGAGAAGAACUGCUGCUAUGGAGUGGGACUCCGAAUCUGUCACGUCUGAGGAUGUUUUCAAACAGCCCGUCGACCCGGUGGCCGAGAAAAAAAAUGAGCCAUGCACGCCGCAGAAAACCAAAGGUGUUCGUCAGCAUGAGUUUGUCUCCAAAACGGUCAUAAAACCAGAGUCCUGCGUGCCUUGUGGGAAGAGAAUCAAGUUUGGCAAGGUAGCACUGAGGUGCUGUGACUGCCGAGUGGUUUCUCACCCAGAGUGUCGGGACCGAUGCCCUCUGCCAUGCAUACCCAACCUUGGAAGUACACCUGUGAAAAUUGGGGAGGGUGUGCUUGCAGACUACGUCCCAGACGUUUCACCAAAAAUUCCCCUUCUUGUUGUCCACUGCAUCGGUGAAAUUGAACAACGAGGAAUGAACGAGGCUGGACUGUACCGACUGUCUGGUGCUGAACGCACAGUAAAGGAGCUGAAGGAGAAGUUUCUCCGUGGAAAAACUGUUCCUGUGUUGAGCAAAGUGGAAGACAUUCACGCCAUCACUGGCCUUCUCAAGCAGUUCCUGCGCAACCUGAAGGAACCUCUGCUCACCUUCCACCUGAAUCGUCAAUUCAUGGAAGCAGCCGAGGCUUCAGAUGAUGACAACAGCAUCGCCUUAAUGUACCAAACUGUGGGUCUGCUGCCACAUGCUAACAGAGAUACUCUGGCCUUCCUGAUCCUGCAUCUUCAGAGAGUGGCUAAGAGUUUGGACACAAAGAUGGACGUCAGUAACCUGGCUCGGGUCUUUGGUCCCACAAUUGUGGGUCAUGCCGUUCCUACCCCAGACCCCAUGACCAUUCUACAGGAUACAAAACGGCAACCAAAGGUCGUGGAGCGUCUACUGGAACUGCCAGCGAGUUACUGGGCCCAGUACGUGAAGUCCGAAAAUGAGAUUCCGCGCUCGGAUCACCUGAUUUUCCAGAACUCAAACUGCUACACUCCUGAAAGAGGUGAGUGUCAGAAAAUGACUUUGCUCGGCCCCCUGACGACUCCGGAGCAGCAAUUGAAUAAAACCCCGUCCUCCAGCUCACUGUCGCAGCGCUUCAAGUCCUCGCUGACACCCAGAUUCGGGAGCAAGAGCAAGUCGGCAGCUGCACUUCCUCAAGGGAAGUUCUUUCAGUCUCCACUCCUGAAAUAA
Nerophis lumbriciformis (worm pipefish) is the source of this 1896-nucleotide messenger RNA. The record is from RefSeq and is a predicted model, not a curated record. Lineage: Eukaryota; Metazoa; Chordata; Actinopteri; Syngnathiformes; Syngnathidae.